This is a messenger RNA of Gossypium arboreum, 2027 nucleotides long. Its product is annotated as glycosyl hydrolase 5 family protein-like. The coding region runs from base 105 to 1796 and encodes 563 amino acids. The transcript is spliced from 4 exons. Gene Ontology annotation, molecular function: hydrolase activity, hydrolyzing O-glycosyl compounds. The record is from RefSeq and is a predicted model, not a curated record. NCBI's taxonomy places the organism in Eukaryota, Viridiplantae, Streptophyta, Magnoliopsida, Malvales, Malvaceae.
UGCCUUUAGUAUUGACAAUGAUAUAGUCACUACUAUAUAAACAAGACACUCAAGUUGUCCUUCAAUGCAACCCCUCCUCCAAGUAAAGAGAAAAAACCAAAUCCAUGGGAAGCUUCAUUUCAUCAUCUAUUCUCCUUCUCUUCCUAUUAUUUCCCACCAUCAUUCAACAUGCCAAGCCGGCCAUGUCUCUCCCUUUGUCAACGAAUUCACGUUGGAUCGUGGACGAGGAAGGGCGACGUGUGAAGCUAGCAUGCGUGAACUGGGUGUCACACCUCGAACCAGUAGUUGCAGAAGGGCUGAGCAAGCAGCCAAUGGAUAUGAUCUCCAAACGGAUUGUGACAAUGGGGUUCAAUUGCGUUAGGUUCACUUGGCCACUGUUUCUGAUCACCAAUGACUCUUUAGCCUCUCUCACCGUUAGACAAUCGUUUCAAAGACUUGGUCUGCUUGAAUCCAUCGCUGGAAUCCAAUCCAACAACCCUUCCAUCAUCGACGUUUCCCUCAUCAAAGCUUACCAGGCAGUGGUGUCUAGCCUUGGAAAGAACGAUGUAAUGGUCAUACUUGACAAUCACUUAAGCAAGCCCGGUUGGUGUUGCAGUGACUUCGAUGGCAAUGGUUUCUUUGGUGAUCAGUACUUCAACCCUGAUCUAUGGAUCACUGGGCUGACUCGGAUGGCCACCCUAUUCAAUGGUGUCACCAAUGUGGUUGGCAUGAGCUUGAGAAAUGAGCUCAGAGGCCACAAACAAAACGUAAAUGACUGGUACAGGUACAUGCAGAAAGGAGCGGAAGCAGUUCACUCAGCAAACCCAGAUGUUCUAGUUAUACUUUCUGGGUUGAGUUACGACAGUGACCUGUCAUUCAUCCAAAAUCGACCAGCACAGCUCAGUUUUAGUGGGAAACUAGUAUUUGAGGUGCACUGGUAUGGCUUUUCGAAUGGGCAGACAUGGGUAACUGGUAACCCAAACCAAGUGUGUGGCAGAGUGGCGAAAGACAUGAUGAGGAGAUCAGGGUUUUUGGUGGAUCAAGGAUAUCCCUUGUUUGUGAGCGAGUAUGGGGUGGACCAAAGAGGAACCAAUGUAAAUGACAACAGGUACUUGAACUGCUUCUUAGGUGUGGCAGCUGAGCUUGACCUAGACUGGGCAUUGUGGACACUGGUUGGGAGCUAUUAUCUCAGAGAAGGCGUCAUUGGGUUAAACGAGUACUACGGGGUCUUGAAUUAUAACUGGUGUGAAACCAGGAAUUCAAGCUUCAUUAAGAGAAUUUCAGCUCUCCAGUCUCCUUUCCGUGGUCCAGGUCUAUCAGAAACCAAACUGCAUAAAGUCAUCUUCCAUCCGUCAACGGGGCUUUGUGUCAUAAGGAAAUCAUUUCUUGACCCUUUGCUCUUGGGUCCCUGUGCCAACUCUGAAUCUUGGAGCUACUCCUCCGACAAGACUUUGGUAGUAAAAGGAACUUAUUUCUGCUUACAAGCAGAUGAAUCCGGGACACUGGCGAAACUCGGUAUCUUCUGCAGUGACUCGAAUUCAAAAUGGGAAAUGAUAGCUGAUUCCAAGAUGCACCUCUCAUCUAAGCUCAGAAAUGGCAAAUCCAUUUGCCUAGAUGUAGACUCCAGCAAUGCUAUCGUCACAAACAGUUGCAAAUGCAUAAGUAAAGAUAACACAUGUGACCCUGCCAGCCAGUGGUUCAAACUCGUCGACAGCACAAGGAGCAGAAGUGAGGAACAAUCAUUCUUACAUUUUGACUCCAUCUUCGACUUGCCUGGGAAGGGUUUCCCCUCGAACCUUCUAGUUGUCUCUAUAUAAAAAGUGUAAAAAUAGAACGUCGGUAAUGACAAUAUAUCGCAAAAAAACAAAAAGAGAAAUAAAAAUAAAGAACAUAUAGAUUUUACGUGGAAAACUUUUCGGAAAAAAACCACAAGUAGAGGAGAAGAAAAUUCACUAUGUCGAAUUCGAAUAAUUACAAGAGGAGUAGACUAUGUCUAUUUAUAGGCUUGUAAAACCAUAUUCUAAUAAAAGUGUAGUAAGAUUGAAAUA